GCGGGGGGGCGGGAUGGCGCUGCCGCCUCCUUCUCCCCUCGCCUCCGCCGGCCUUGCGCAGUGCCUCGGCGACGGGCGUCGGAAGGGCGGCGGCGAGGCGCGCACAGAAGGGAGGAAGGAAGGAAGGAAGGGACGGGCCAAGGGCGGCCGGGCGAGCGAGCGAGCGGGCGGACCUCCCCGCCCUCGGUCCCUCCCUCUCUCCCUCCCUCCGGUGGCGAGACGCGGCUGCGUUUUGCGCGACCGAGGCACCCGCAGGCACAGCCGGACGGAGCAGCCGUUGGCGCGCAGCGGCGGCGGCAGCAGCAUCAGUAGGACCGGCGGGCUCCUGCUGCCCCGAAGCCCUGGUUUCACUCCUGGGGGUAGCACCCCAUCAACACUGGUGUCUUUCUCAAGUGAAGGGGGCAGAGAGUCAAAAUGUGUGAGACUCUGGACCUGGAAAAGGGGUGCACAGUGGAUGAACUUCUGCAUGGAUGCAUUGAGGCCUUUGAUGACGAGGGCAAGGUACGAGACCCCCAGCUCGUCCGUAUGUUCCUCAUGAUGCACCCCUGGUACAUUCCCUCCUCAGAGCUGGCUGCGAAGCUGCUUCAGAUUUACCAGGAAUCGCGUGGGUCAGAAAACAGUUCCCUGCAAGUUAAAACUUGCCACCUGGUCAGCAGAUACUGGAUCUCGGCCUUCCCCGCAGAAUUUGAUCUAAACCCAGAGCUGGCAGAACAGAUCAAGAAGCUGAAAGAGCUUCUGGGCCAGGAAGGGAACCAGCAUCACUCCAGCCUCAUUGACAUAGAGAGCGUCCCUACUUACAAGUGGAAGCGGCAAGUCACACAGCGCCACCCCAUGGCACAGAAAAAGCGCAAGAUGUCACUGCUCUUUGACCACUUGGAGUCAGGGGAUCUGGCGGAGCAUCUCACCCACUUGGAGUACCAUUCCUUCAGCAAGAUCCUGUUCCAAGACUAUCACAGUUUUGUCAUGCAUGGCUGCACGGUGGAUAACCCUAUCCUGGAGCGGUUCAUCACCCUCUUCAACAGCGUCUCCCAGUGGGUGCAGCUCAUGGUGCUCAGCAAGCCGACAGCUCAGCAGCGGGCCCAGGUGAUCACACGCUUCGUUAUGGUGGCCCAGAGGCUGCUCCAACUGCAGAAUUUCAACACACUUAUGGCCGUGGUGGGUGGGCUUGGCCACAGCUCCAUCUCCCGCCUCAAAGAGACACACAGUUUCGUGAGCCCCGAGACCACCAAGGUCUGGGAGUCCUUAACAGAAUUGCUGACCUCGGUGGGAAACUACAGCCAUUACCGGCGGCGCUUUGCGGAGUGUGUGGGCUUCAAGUUCCCCAUCUUGGGGGUCCACCUCAAGGACUUGGUGGCUGUUCACGUGGCCCUCCCUGACUGGCUGGACCGUGCACACAAGCGCCUCAAUGGGAACAAGAUGCAGCAGCUGUUCAGCAUCCUCAGUGAGCUCGCCAUGGUCCAGAGCAUCCGACCCCCCUUCGAGGCCAACCCCGACCUCCUCAACCUGCUCACGGUCUCCCUGGAUCAGUACCAGACGGAAGAGGAGAUCUACCAGCUCUCACUGCAAAGGGAACCCCGGAACAAGUCCACACCUUCCAGCCCCACGUCCUCCACCCCCCCACCCCAGCCUGUUGUCAUUGAGGAGUGGGCAUCGGUGCCAAAACCCAAGCCGGACCAGGCGGUCGUGCGCAAGCACAUUGAGAAGAUGGUUGAGUCUGUCUUCCGGAACUUUGAUGUGGAUGGAGAUGGGCAUAUUUCCCAGGAAGAGUUCAAGAUCAUCCGGAACAACUUCCCAUACCUGUGCAAAUUUGGAGACCUGGAUGAGAACCAGGACGGCUGCAUCAGUCGGGAAGAAAUGAUCUCCUACUUCAUGAAGUCCAGCAUGGAGCUCAAUGGCAAAAUGGGCUUCAUCCACAGUUUCCAUGAGACCACGUUCCUGCGCCCCAUUGCCUGUCGCCACUGCAAGGGUCUGAUUCUUGGUCUCUACAAGAAAGGACUAAAAUGUCGAGCCUGCGGUGUGAGCUGCCACAAACAGUGCCGGGACCUCCUCUCCGUGGAAUGCCGGAAGCGCGCCAAGAGUGUCAGCCUUGACAGACCAGCAGCUCUGCCCGCCCGCUCCUUCAGCCUCUCGUUGCCCCGCCCUGGGCGGCCAUCUCUGCGUCAUGCAGAAAUCCAGGAGGAGGGCACCCAGGCCCUGGAGGACGGGGUCUUUGAUGUCCACCUAUGAGGUGGAUGCUGGAGGGAGCCUGGCACCAGAAAGAUCUCCUUGUUUCCUCACCUCCUUGGCCACCGCCGCCACCCUCAAGUCCUCCUCAGCCCGGUCCAAGUGACACCCUCUCCCCUCCCCACCCCCUUAAGUGGAAUUCUGUGUGUUUCAAGGGUGGGGGGGUUUGAUGAGAUGAUGAGAGAGAUGAUCCUGCUGAGGCUCAGGAAAGCCACGAUCGAGUCCAGAGCACCCUCUUCUCUUCCAUGCCUUCCAGGGACGCUGGGGGCUGCCUUGCAGGCCCUUCCCGAAAUGUGCGUGUAUGUUUGUAGCAAGAACUGGACUUAAACAGUGUAAUAAUAACGAAUAAAUUUGACACCUCCC
Rhineura floridana is the source of this 2586-nucleotide messenger RNA. RefSeq names its product RAS guanyl releasing protein 2 (gene RASGRP2). Gene Ontology annotation, molecular function: guanyl-nucleotide exchange factor activity; calcium ion binding. The transcript is spliced from 17 exons. Gene Ontology annotation, cellular component: plasma membrane. Gene Ontology annotation, biological process: positive regulation of GTPase activity; Ras protein signal transduction. Lineage: Eukaryota; Metazoa; Chordata; Lepidosauria; Squamata; Rhineuridae. Bases 415 to 2226 code for a protein of 603 amino acids. The record is from RefSeq and is a predicted model, not a curated record.